AUGUGUGUCUGUUUUACAGAGGUGUAUGCGAAUGGUGAAGAUGAAAACCCCAUCCUAAACCCUGGUUCAGAGGCCAACCUGUUUGAAGGGGAUAUUUUAGUUCCAGAAGGAAGGAAUGCCCUAAUUGACAAAAGAUACAGAUGGAAAUUUCCAAUCCCUUACAUUCUGGGUGAUGACUUAGAUCUGAAUGCCAAAGGAUGCGUCCACCAGGCUUUUGAAAUGUACCGACUGAAAUCUUGUGUUGACUUCAAGCCUUAUGAAGGAGAAAAGACCUUUAUCAAGUUUGAAAAGAGAGGGGGGUGUUUCUCCAGCGUUGGAGACCAGCAAAGUGGUCAGAUUCUGUCUUUGGGGCCAGGCUGUGACCACAAGGCAGUGAUUGAGCAUGAGCUCCUCCAUGCUCUGGGUUUUUACCAUGAACAGUCCCGCACAGACAGGGAUGACUAUGUUGACAUCUGGCUAGAUCAGGUUACACCAGGUCUUGAACACAACUUCAACAAAUACAAUGAUGACUAUAUAACUGAUCAAAACACGGCGUACGACUACGAGUCUGUCAUGCAUUACAGACCAUUCUCCUUCAAUAAGAAUGAGUCCAUCCCCACCGUCACCACCAAAAUCCCAGAGUUCUACAACAUCAUUGGUCAGUACCUCGACUUCAGCCAGAUGGACACCUUCAGGCUCAACCGGAUGUACAACUGCUCUGGCCCUCUGACCCUGCUGGACCAGUGUGACUUUGAGCACGCCAGCAUCUGUGGGAUGAUCCAGGCCUCCUCUGACAAUGCUAACUGGGUCCAUACCAAGAGCACAGCUGGUGCAGAGGAUCACACACUACUGGGAAAAUGCAGAGAUGCUGGGUAUUCCAUGCACUUCAGCUCAAUGGCUGGAAAUGCUCAGGACUCUGCGCUACUGGAAUCCCGAACUCUCUACCCCAAAAGGAAGCUCCAGUGUCUGCAGUUCUUCUAUAAGAUGACUGGAAGCCCCAAGGACAGGCUCGUGAUCUGGGUUAAGAUGGAUGAUGGCACAGGCAUUGUUCGAAAAAUGCAGAGAAUACAGACCUUUUAUGCGGACUCUGACCACACAUGGAAAAUUGCCCAUGUCCCAAUGGAGGUAGGGGUGAAAUUUCGCUAUGCUUUCCAAGCUGAGCGUGGUGACCCCUCUGCAUCUUCUGGUGGCAUCUACAUCGACGACAUCAGCCUCACUGAGACACGCUGCCCCCACAAUGUCUGGAGGAUCCAGAACUUCUCCAAGAUCAUGGAAACGGCUGACAUCAACACAGUUAUCGACAGUCCUCGUUUCUACAGCCCUGAAGGUUACGGUUAUGGUAUCCGCAUCAUGCCUUUGUCAGAUUACACUGAUUACACAGGGAAGUACGCUGGGCUGUACUUCCACUUGGCGAGUGGGGAGAAUGAUGUAGUGAUGCAGUGGCCAGCAAUAAACAGACAGGCCACCUUAGUGGUGAUGGACCAAGACCCAGACAUUAAACUGAGGAUGUCUUCUGCCCGCAGCCUCACUACUGAUAAGAGGAUAAAUGGAAAGUUAUUCUGGGACAAUCCCUCCAAAGUGGGCAAGUAUGACCCUUCCUGUGAUUGCUACAGAAGUGGAUCAUGGGGCUGGAGGAACUUUAUCAAGCACUUUGACCUCAGGCGGCGUAAUUACCUCAAGAAUGAUGACCUCAUUAUCUUCAGCGAUUUUGAGGAUAUAACAUCUCUGAUCAAAACAGAGGUUAAGCCAAUUGAGACAAAGGAGUAAGGUCAUGCAUUCCUAAUGAAGUAUGCAGCUGGGAUAAGAAGAAGAAAAACCUGUGAAGAUCAAGAAAGAGUGGACAACUUCAGUUAUAUAUUUG
Monopterus albus (swamp eel) is the source of this 1840-nucleotide messenger RNA. RefSeq names its product meprin A, alpha (PABA peptide hydrolase), tandem duplicate 1 (gene mep1a.1). Gene Ontology annotation, biological process: proteolysis. The transcript is spliced from 12 exons. Gene Ontology annotation, molecular function: metalloendopeptidase activity; zinc ion binding; protein binding. The record is from RefSeq and is a predicted model, not a curated record. Gene Ontology annotation, cellular component: membrane. NCBI's taxonomy places the organism in Eukaryota, Metazoa, Chordata, Actinopteri, Synbranchiformes, Synbranchidae. Bases 1 to 1746 code for a protein of 581 amino acids.